CGCAGCAGCCACCAUCUCCUGUACAUAUACCCGUCCAUCCGGCGUCCUCGAGCGAUCCAUCUCGCUCAUCCCCACACGCACGCAUACCCACACAGCGACACCCCGCGAUGCAGCGACACUCCUUCACCGCGCUCAACUCGACCUUCGUCGUCGACUCCGAGUACCAGUUCGUCAAGGAGCUUGGCCAGGGCGCGUACGGUUGCGUCGUAGCCGCAAAGCAUCGCCGAUCGGGCGAGGGGUGCGCAAUUAAGAAGAUUACAAACAUCAACACCAAGAGGAUCCUUACGAAGAGAUGUCUACGCGAGAUCAAGCUCCUUCACCACUUCCGCGGACACAAAAACAUCACCUGUCUGUACGACAUGGACAUCGUCUUCCACUCCGACGGUAACUUCGACGAAGUGUACCUCUACGAAGAGCUCAUGGAGGCCGAUCUGCACGCCAUCAUCCGCUCGCAGCAGCCGCUCUCGGACGCGCACUUCCAGUCGUUCAUCUACCAGACGCUCUGCGGGCUCAAGUACAUCCACUCCGCGAACGUGCUCCACCGCGACCUGAAGCCGGGCAACCUGCUCGUGAACGCGGACUGCGAGCUUAAGAUCUGCGACUUCGGCCUCGCGCGCGGGUACAGCCCCGGGAGCGGCAGCAGCCAGGCGCGCGGCGGCGCGAACCAGGGCUUCAUGACCGAAUACGUCGCGACGCGCUGGUACCGCGCGCCCGAGAUCAUGCUGAGUUUCGCGAACUAUGGUCCCGCAAUCGAUGUGUGGUCCGUGGGCUGUAUCCUGGCAGAGCUGCUCGCUGGGAAGCCCAUCUUCAAGGGCCGGGACUACGUUGACCAGCUGAACCAGAUCCUGCACUACCUCGGCACCCCCUCCGAAGACACCCUCCGCCGGGUCGGCUCCCCCCGAGCGCAAGACUACAUCCGCUCGCUUCCGAUCAAGCCGCGCGUGCCGUUCUCGACGCUCUUCCCGCGCGCCAACCCGCUCGCGAUCGACCUCCUCGCGCAGCUGCUGCACUUCGACCCCGCGAAGCGCAUCACCUGCGAGCAGGCGCUCAACCACCCGUACCUCGCCGUCUGGCACGACCCCGCCGACGAGCCCACCUGCGCCUCGCCGUUCGACUUCGGGUUCGAGGAGGAGGACUCGAUCGAGGGCAUGAAGCGCCUCAUCGUCGAGGAGGUGCACGCGUUCCGCGCGGAGGUGCGUGCGCAGGCCCGCGCUGCCGGUCAGAUUCGCCGUCAGGAAAGCCUGCCGAUGCCGUCGCGCGACGAGAUCCUGAACUCGCCGGUGGGGGAUAACGCGGCGCAGAAUGGCGCGACGUCGAGCUACACAGGCGGGAACGGGGAGGUGCGCCCGGGGAGCCCGAUCCUGGACGACCCGAGUGCGGAGCUCGAGCGCGAGCUCGCGAACGCGCACAUCGCGCGUCGGUAAGUUCGUGUUUUUCCGGUGGUACCACGAGGGAGAUCUAUGGAAGGGGGCCGGCGCUAGGAAGAUCUAUGGGGGGACAAGGAUAUAAGGACGGAGGACUCGAUAUCUUGGAGAGAGAAGCUUGGAAAUGAGGAGGAGUGUACGCUGGGCACGCCGGCUUGUGUUGCUACACGAGCCGGAUCCGUGCGGUGUUGUGCUUGUUCUACUGUGUAGAUGUAUCUCGUACCGUAAUUUAUUGUGCUUGUCAUCUUCC
Messenger RNA from Trametes versicolor FP-101664 SS1, 1674 nucleotides. RefSeq names its product CMGC/MAPK/ERK protein kinase. Gene Ontology annotation, cellular component: nucleus; cytoplasm. The transcript is spliced from 10 exons. NCBI's taxonomy places the organism in Eukaryota, Fungi, Basidiomycota, Agaricomycetes, Polyporales, Polyporaceae. Gene Ontology annotation, molecular function: protein serine/threonine kinase activity; ATP binding. Gene Ontology annotation, biological process: protein phosphorylation; intracellular signal transduction. The record is from RefSeq and is a predicted model, not a curated record. The coding region runs from base 108 to 1424 and encodes 438 amino acids.